AUGUCCGGAAAGAGAGCCUCUUUGCCAUCCGGGGGAGGCGGCCUCCUCCGGGGAAACAGAACCAGGUCUUACGGCAGUUUGAUCCGAUCUCCGCUCUCUCCAGUUCGCCAGAGACGGAUUGAACACACAAUUCAGCCGGGAGAGACCCUGCAAGGUUUGGCCCUGAAAUAUGGAGUGUCUAUGGAGGAAAUCAAAAGAGCAAACAGGCUGUACACCAAUGACUCGAUAUUCCUGAAGAAAUCCCUGUCCAUCCCUGUGCUGUCAGGCCUGGAUGGCGGGAGCAGGGCGGAGGGUUUGUCUGAGGAGGACGGCGAAGAAGCCGCUGCCGACGGUGCUUCUGUUCAAAAUGGCCGCACAAGGAGCCCGUCUGAGAGAAAGCAAGAGGAUGGAAGCGACCGAGUGUCAGACCUCACUCCUGUGGAUUUUUUGAAGAGGCUGGAUGACUUGAUAAGCCAGUCCAAACAGGCUGCUGUGAAAGGAUGCCAGGACUCCGAGAAAAGGGUCUCGGCCCUGGAGGCUGCAUGCUCCAGCGGGGCAUCGGACCGGCGGCCGCUCACAAGGUCCCAGAGUGUUAUUUCAUCCUCCAGAAUUCAGCUGCAGGCGGUGCAUGGGGCCGUACCCCUCACUGUCACCAAACUUACCAGGAAGCUCAGAGACAAGGAAGACGAGAUUUUUGAACUGUGA
This is a messenger RNA of Menidia menidia (Atlantic silverside), 684 nucleotides long. NCBI's taxonomy places the organism in Eukaryota, Metazoa, Chordata, Actinopteri, Atheriniformes, Atherinopsidae. The record is from the annotation of a GenBank genome assembly.